This is a messenger RNA of Dendronephthya gigantea, 1285 nucleotides long. RefSeq lists its product as uncharacterized. The record is from RefSeq and is a predicted model, not a curated record. The transcript has 3 exons. The coding region runs from base 17 to 808 and encodes 263 amino acids. Lineage: Eukaryota; Metazoa; Cnidaria; Anthozoa; Malacalcyonacea; Nephtheidae.
GAGACCAUGUUCAAAAAUGGAUAAAACUUCGACUAAAAAACACGACAAUUUUUAUAACUUUAAAGAGAUUUUAGCAGCGAUGGCCGUCGGGGCAAUGAGCUUUCCUUUUGCUCUUGGCUUCAUGCAAAGUUUCGUUUUUAAACCAGUCAGAGUUAGCUGUAAAUUACCACAGGGAAUGGUGCUGGUUUGUGGUGCUGCUUCAGUAACUUUAUCAGGCAUUUUUGCUUCCAGCACUUUUGUACUUUCCUGCGAGGGUUUAAAAAAGUCAAAACUGUUAGCAAACGAGCAUCACGCGCCCGAAAAACGUUUUAAGUUGGAAUUUGAUAAAAAAGAUGAGCAUAUAUUUAUGUGGGGUGCUGGUAGCUUGGUGAUUUUUAACUUGUUGGGUGGAAAAUUACGCCAGGUUGUACCUAGUCACUUGUUUCAUCCUGGAGCAUUUGCAAGAGUGUCUGUGCCUGCAUCUGGUAAAAGUUAUGCAAAGUCAUCUGCAAAAAGAAAAAUUUAUUUGUUAGGCAGAAGGUACGGCUGUCACUCGUGCGGCAAGCGAAGCCAUAAAAAAUUUAUAGCAGAUCACAUUCCACCAAACAAAUUAGUGAAAUUUUACCAAUCACAAGUAUUUUAUCCACAGUGCAAGACAUGUUCCCAGAAACAAGGUGGUGUUCUGUCUUCAAUAAAUGGAUCAGGAGCAAUACAAACACAUGCAACCACUUUAAGAACGUAUCAUUUAUGGUUACCCAUCCCACUUGGAUUUGCCGUAGUAAAGAAGGCUUUGGAGGAGAACGACUCGACAAACAACAGUGAAGUCUAGAGCUCAACAAUGUUUUAUUAGAUCGUAAAUCGUGACUCAAAAGGUUUUGUUAACCAAGUAUGGAGCUAUGCGUAGCGACUGGUAGUCAGGGCCUGUCAGGCAUCGCACUCAGUCGAAACCAUUUUAUGCUUUUGAAAGACAUUGUCAUUGAAGAAUAAUACAAGACUUUAAUACAGUGAAUUGCUUUACUAUUUUACGGUCACCCGGUCGCUUUUUUAAAGAAAACAUUUGCCCUAAAUCAUUUUGCCGAAAAUCUGCCUGCAAACGGCCCUGCUUUUGCAGGGACCCAAAAUCCCCCUCCGACGGCGUGUGAUGGUGUGGUGAACUCUCCUGGUAAAAAACCACGGAACGUUUUUAGAAAUGAGAAAAGACAUUUUGUAAAUUUCUAACGUUUAUUCAGUAUUGAUUCUAUUGUAAACAUUUGCGUGCAUACAAAGAAAUAAUUCAAUAUAUUGUUUAGACUGAAAUUAUAAAUAC